Molecule: messenger RNA, 3242 nt
Organism: Macrosteles quadrilineatus (aster leafhopper)
Lineage: Eukaryota; Metazoa; Arthropoda; Insecta; Hemiptera; Cicadellidae
Gene: stmA
Product: protein EFR3 homolog cmp44E
Exons: 20
Coding region: 176-2665 (829 amino acids)
Biological process (GO): protein localization to plasma membrane
Cellular component (GO): plasma membrane
Source: RefSeq, a predicted model, not a curated record
GGUCAUUUAUUGUUAAUCAGCUGUACCGGAAGUGACCCUUGUUGACCUAUCAUCACCCCCCUGUGAUAACCUUGAGUGCUAUUUAUAGAAAACCACCCCUUCACAAUCCGCGUGUGACCCUGGACAGUUUCACGUUGACCUUUUGUUGCCUUUUGAACCCUAAUCUUUCAAAAUAAUGGCCCUCAUGAAGUGUUGUUUUGAUUCCCAAUGGGAAAUGCCCGAGUUUGUAGACGAAAUUGCCCAAAAAUGUACAAACCCUGGAUGCUGUUUUAGUUGUUCCUGCAUGCGACCACGAUACAAGAGGCUGGUUGAUAACAUUUUCCCGCCAAUACCUCAGGAUGGGUUAGUGAAAAACAACAUGGAGAAGUUGACAUUUUAUUCACUCUCUUCUCCUGAAAAACUAGACCGCAUUGGUGAAUACUUAUACCAGAGAGCUUGCAGAGACCUGUCCAGGAAAAGAACUGGGUUUGUGGUAAUUGCAAUGGAAGCUAUGGAUCAGUUGUUGGUCGCUUGUCACGCACAGACACUGAAUCUGUUUGUGGAGAGUUUUCUGCGAAUCGUACAAAAACUUUUGGAAUCCAUGGAACCUGAACUGCAGAUUCUGGCAACGCAGUCGUUUGUGAGGUUUGCCAACAUAGAAGAGGACACCCCUUCUUACCAUCGCAGAUAUGAUUUUUUCGUCUCCAAGUUCUCAUCAAUGUGCCACAGUAACCAUGCAGACCCAAAUGUUAGGGACAGCAUUCGGCUCGCAGGCAUCAAGGGACUGCAGGGUGUGAUCAGGAAAACUGUCUCAGAUGACCUGGUAGAAAACAUCUGGGAGGCCCAACAUAUGGAUAAGAUUGUUCCAUCUCUUCUCUACAAUAUGCAGGAUUCAAGGUACUUGGAGAGAGAGGCCAACAGUCCUGAGCCAGAAGAGGAGAAGAACUCGCCUCCGUCGCUGGCCGAGACAUGCAUCCGAGAAUUAGUGGGUCGAGCAUCCUUCGGCCACGUCAGAUGUGUCCUCAAACCUGUCCUCAAACACUUAGACCAUCAUGAUCUGUGGGUUCCUAACCAGUUUGCCAUCCACACUUUCAGAAUCAUCAUGUUUUCUAUUCAGUCACAAUACUCGUAUGCUGUCGUGGAGAGCUUGAUGAAUCAUCUGGAUGAAAACUCCAAGUCCAGUCCUAAGAUACGCACCAGCAUAGCCGAUGUUCUGUCCAAGAUCAUUGCCAUAGCUGCUGAGGAGAGUGUUGGUCCGUCAGUGCUAGAGAUCAUCAACUCACUGUUGACACACCUGAAGGGCAGUGUAGGCCGUGAGAGGGGAAGUGGAGGGGAGGAGAGGCAGUAUCAGGACGCUCUCAUCAACGCACUUGGAGAGUUUGCGGCUCACUUGCCAGACUACCAGAAAAUAGAAAUCAUGAUGUUCAUUAUGAGCAAGGUGCCAUUUAUCGCAGAGAACACGAGAGGCAGAGGUGACGCUUUACUACAACAGAUGCUACUCAAGUCCCUACUUACGGUGGGACGCAGAUAUCACACGGUGGCUCUCAACACAACAUUCCCUAUGUCGUUCCUCGACCCUCUGAUGAGGAUGUCUCUUAGUCAUGACCCUGACAUGAGGAUCCUUGUACAGAGAAUACUGCAGACUCUGCUGGACAGACACAGCAACACGGAGAAGCUGCUUAAGCCAGUCAUCAACUUAUCAGAACUGGAACUAGUGGCGGAGAAGUGCAGCCGUUCCGACUCUAUAUUCCUGCGCAAGAACUCACCUGACAUGUUCCAGUGUUUCCUGGACUCGCUGGAGCUGGAGAAUAACACGGUAGAGAACAUCGAGGCUGUAUACACGACCAUAGCUCUGCUGAUCGUGGAGGUUGGCUGUGAUGACACCAUCAGCGACUUCCUCAAUCUGAUGCUCAGGAUACAGGACCUAGCCAUAUCGAACAACAACAAGCUGCCCCCAGCACAGAGAUACAAUCUGCAUGCUGUGGUGGCUUGUCUACUUAUUCUGCUGCCUCACAUAGUGGCCAUCUCCCCACUCAAGGACUACAGCGAGAAGAUCAUAGAAGAGAGGAAGAGCCAGAAUGCCAGCCAUCUCCUGCCAGAGCUUCUGGUCCACUAUGACAUCAGGUCACCAGGACCAAUAGACCAGCUGCUGGUAGACAAGAACACCGUGGCUGAAUGCUUGAAGGCUGCUGGUCUAGACUCUGCCCAUGUCACACCUUCAACCAUGUCGCACAGGGCUUUGUCUCCUCCUGGCUAUGUGUUAAAGCACAGUUGGGUGGAGAACACAGCUGUGAUCAAAGGCAGUAUUGUGGACAUCUCAUCGGAGCUGGACAGUGCUACCUCCACCCCUGGAGUACAAAGGAAAUAUCCAGAAGAGGAGUUGACGUUUGAGGCGAUGAAGCGUGUUCUCUCUGAGAGUCCUGAGGUAAAGAGAGACGAGGAAGCAGAGAGACAGAGACAGUUGUGUGAGAGGUUCAGAACUACUCCCUUCAACGAACUGGUCGACCUCACCACCUCCAGGGAAGAAGAUUCCCUGCAGAGUAAACUGAGUGAAUUGUUCGGCCGACUGUCUACAUCAGUGAAUUCACCUCUAACCCCCUCCAACCCUACGUCUCCUCACCCCCACUCUCAGCCUUCACAACCCCCUGUCUACGAGGUGCUAUUCCCUGAACUCUUUGCCUACUAGAACUCACAAUCAUCUGGUAACAUUUCAUGCGAUUUUCUACUUAAUUUUACUAUGUAGCUUACAAAAGUUGUACCAAAAAGAAGGUAUUUUUGCUUAAAGUUGGAAAUUUCUCAAAUUGUUUACAUUUGAAAUACUAUUGGUAUUGAUCCAGGUAAUUUUAUGAAAGUUAUCAUGACUCUAUAUCGAAUUUAAAUGUGUUUAUUUUUGUUGCUAUUAUGUCAUUCUCUCACUGUUGUAAGUAACUCAAUAACCUCCAAUUUUACACAUUUUCUAUGGUCUUAAAGCAUUUUUGUCUUUUAAACUCCAUAAAAUAAUUUCCUAACUAAAUCUAUUUAAAUGUACUAUGUAGUGUAUACAUAACAAAAGCAAUGCAUUAUACUCGUAUUUAAUUUUUAGUGGGUAAGUAAAAGGAAACUUUUGACAAUAUUUUUGUGUAAUAACUAAUAAUAGCAUUUAGUUAAUUGAAUACUUACCUUUAAAAGGCAUUUAUUAGUUAUAUAUCUUAGAAGUUGUCUCUCAUAUAUUUUCAAAUCAAAUGUAUGUUUGUUGUUUUUAAUAAAAAUAUAUAUGACUGUUA